GAUCUCCAGCUGAUCUGUGCCGGUUGCAGACAGUUCCCUAACCAGUGAAUGAGAAUGAUGCUAGUGUGUGCUUAGAUUUUUUUUUUUUUUUUUGCCACAGCGCUGAUCUAGACAGCCUCUAAACAGUUAAUCUGGGAAAUAUGUGGUGGCCUUUUAGUCCUGCACGAGGGCGUUAUUGCCUUGAUCCUCGCGGCAAGGUCGUUUCGGUGUUCCCGUAAUAGCCACUUAAUAAUCGCGGUCUUCUUGUCAAGUAUAUCAUUAACCCACAUUUCUGAAGGGCCCUCUAAAAAAAGUACGUUAUUGUCUUCCGUUCACCUUCAGCGUGCAGCUGACCUGGAAAGCGAGGAGAACUGGGCGAGAGUUGCCGCAUUUUGUGUCCAGCGUUUCGCCAUCCGCACAGGGCGAAGGCUGAUUAACUGCGGAGAGCUCACCUCCCGAGGGGUGGGGGUCCUUCUCGCGCUGGGUGAAGGUAGAAACGAGUGCCAUUUAUUAUUCUGAAAGAAAUGCAAAGGUCCGCGGUUCGGAAAACAAUUUUGUUUUUUCCCCCCUUUGCCUUAUAAUGGGAUUAUGUUACAAUAGCAAGUAAAGACUUUAGGGAAGUGAAAGCUGUUAUUAAAGGGAAGCAGGUUUUAACUGGAGGAUGGGGACUUCGGCUGUUUGGAUGGUGGUGGAGUGUGCUUGCAGGAUACUUGGCGUUUCAACAGCGGCAGUGAUGUGUGCAGUUGGGGUGGAGACACUGAGGCAGGGAGACUGGCAGUUGUAUCCUGGAGUAUUCCACAGCCUAGCCGUUUAUCUCCUUGUCUCCUCUGCGGGGAUGCUGGUGUUUGAGCUGUCCUUCUUCACUGACAUCUUGCUGAUGUGGUGUCUGCCGUGCCCUCCCAAGUGGAAAGUGUUCGUCUUGUGGAAGAAGUUGGCCACCCUGGGAGGCUUCCAGAAGUUUCUCUACUACACCCUGAUGUCCGUGGUGUGCUUCCUGCACCCCGUCCUGCUGUGGCAUGCCGUUAUCCCAGGCACCAUGCUCCUGGUCACGGGCUUCGCCUACUUCCUCCUGAGCAAAAAGCAGAACGGGUCAUCGGCCAAGGAGCCCGCCGGCGCGGCCGGCCGCUACGAAGACGCGUCCACGGUGACCACCGUCGCCAGCGACGGCGGGGAGGCCGAGCAGACGUACUCCUUCUUCCGCAUCGCCGCCGGCAACCGGACCUCGGCGCUGUCCUACUUCCCCGGCGCGGGCGACAAGCGGCCUUCGAGAGACGGCGCCCAGGCGACGCCGGAGGCCCCACCAGCCGCGGAAGCGUCGGAGGUCCCCUCCGGCAAGCGCGACAAGAGACGCGUCUGUUUUAACGACAAGUACGCCGUCGAGAGCGAGACUGAGACCAAAAUGCAGGAAUACCAGGACGCGGAGCACGAGGAGACGACCUCAGACAAAGCGCCGAUGAUCAGACCGUGAGAACUGCCGUCGCACUCCAUAACCCGUCAAAUUCUGUGACCCUAGAGUAGCAUGUGACUUGGUCUGAACUAUGGAAAAAAAAGACUGAGAGAUUGACCAAAUAUAGCCAGGUGAAGUCUCACACUCAUUGCUGUUGUCACUAAAGCAAUUUUCACAGGGCUCAGUACACAAGUUAUGGCCACCGGUUACGGUAACACUGCUAUCAAAAUAUGUGACCCGGCAGUGAAUUAGGUGAAAUUGCUCUCGACACCCGCUAUGGUCACAGAAUCUGACUGUCGCAAUUUUUUGUGUAACACCGCCACCAGGGGGCGACACAAGAAUCACUUUCAUCUAAUCACAGCUAGAGCCACAGACUCCACUACUGAUGAACCGCUCGAGGUGACACUUUGAUUGCGUUGUUUUUCUCUUCGUACAAUGCACUUCUCUCUUCUGAUUGGUCAGAGGUGGCCUCCUGACAAAUCUGGGACAGUCAUCGUCCAAUGUGUCUUGUCAGCAAUCAUAAAAGCGCCACACAAUAAUAUACUCUUGUUUAGGCUGUAAUUAUUGCUAUAAUGAGCAUUUAUGUAACAUCUGCUUGCUUUGAAGUGGUACAAUUAUGAGGGAAAGAAAUACAUAUUUGUAUUCAAAUUUCUUUUUGAAUCAGUACACAUGACAAUACACCAUGUGCUCUGGUGCUUCCUGUUAAUCAGUCCUCCUCACACAUGCAUUUAUGGAAUAUGUGCUUCAAGUUUGCAAACACUGAGAUAUCAUUAUCAAUUCCAAAUAAAACUUUACAUGGGGAAAACUCUUCUGAAAUGAUUUUGUUUGUGGGCUUGUGUUUGGGAGAGAGUAAAGUAGCAGAACAAAUUGAUUUGGUAGAAUACGACUGAUAAUGUUACAGGUCUGAUUCAAGACCAAGAACAGAAUGGCCGUAAACCUCAUUUGAGAUUGAGAUCAUAAUUGAGUGUCUUAUAUGACCAUAGUCAUAACUGUCCAAAAUUUAGUGUUUUUAACUUUGUAUUUCUACAUGCACAUUUCAGUAAAACAGCCAUAUCCUACCAAGUUCUCAAGACCAAAUAAUGGUCUUCAUCUUAAAUGCAAAAAUAAAAUACUGCAUUUCCA
Messenger RNA from Anguilla rostrata (American eel), 2548 nucleotides. It is a transcript of the gene tmem72, whose product is annotated as transmembrane protein 72. The transcript has 6 exons. Lineage: Eukaryota; Metazoa; Chordata; Actinopteri; Anguilliformes; Anguillidae. The record is from RefSeq and is a predicted model, not a curated record. Bases 641 to 1447 code for a protein of 268 amino acids.